Molecule: messenger RNA, 891 nt
Organism: Fusarium subglutinans
Lineage: Eukaryota; Fungi; Ascomycota; Sordariomycetes; Hypocreales; Nectriaceae
Product: c6 transcription factor
Exons: 1
Coding region: 1-891 (296 amino acids)
Source: RefSeq, a predicted model, not a curated record
AUGAUGGCGGAAGCUGAUUCAACCGUGCCACAGACAUCGAUGGACCCUGUUCAGAAUUUCGGACACUACAUGAGCGGAGCAGAUCAAAGCAUAGAGAAUGGCCACGGUGAGAAAAAACAUAAGAAAGUCAAAUACCGCUUCCUAUCGCCUUCAGAAUGGGCCAUCCUAGCUCGGGGAGUUGGCGGGAUCAGGGAUAUAGAGCAUAAUAAACCUGUUCAUCCGACUAAUAGCUUCUGGCCCCCUCGAGGCAUCCCCCAGGGCCUCUAUCGCGACUGCAUCUACCGUCGUACCGUUUCGUCCUACUCAUUUCACAUCAUCGGCCUCGUUCGCGCAAUUCUAUUCAUCUUGCAGUUGAUCAUUGGUGCUAGUAUCACAGCUCUCAGCGCUGGAGGCGCCAACGAUACAGCUAUCACCAUUCUCGCUGCAUCCAACACAGUCAUCGCGGGGCUGCUGGCUCUGUUGCACAACAGCGGUAUUCCUGAUCGAUACAGAUACGACAAGUCCGAGUUUCAAAAGGUCGAAAAUCAUAUUAGAGAAGUUCUCGCCACGGGUAUUGUACGUGCGGACCAGUCGGUCCAAGAGGCUCUCGCUAAGUGCUACGAUCGUUUCGAACACGCCAGACGGACAGUCGAAGCCAAUAUGCCAUCAUCUUAUGCCCCAAGUUCAUCAAACCCGCCUUCACGACGCGGAUCCCAAGGUCAACAUACGCCAAUGCCACCGAUGCCGAUGCCUAUGCCGUUACCAGUACGAGCACCGACGACAGUGGCAUCAACACCGACACACGCGACGAGGGCAGCAACAGAACUUAUCACACCGCCUAGGAUGAGGCCACUACGUGCUGAAGCAGCCCAAGAAGAAAAGGGUCCAACCACCAGCAAGCCUAGCGAAUGA